Messenger RNA from Dermatophagoides farinae (American house dust mite), 1208 nucleotides. RefSeq names its product Heparan sulfate 2-O-sulfotransferase (gene Hs2st). The record is from RefSeq and is a predicted model, not a curated record. Gene Ontology annotation, molecular function: heparan sulfate 2-sulfotransferase activity. Lineage: Eukaryota; Metazoa; Arthropoda; Arachnida; Sarcoptiformes; Pyroglyphidae. Gene Ontology annotation, cellular component: membrane.
ACUCUUUUCUCAUUCACAUGUGUUAUGAACGGUAAACUUUCGUUCCAAAUUUUUUAUUUUUUUUAAUAUUUUGGAAUAUAUUGUCAUCGAUGAUCAUGGUUCAUCAUCAUUUUGGACAUUCCUUGAAAAGACUUUCAUUUAAUCGAACAUUAAUCUUACCAUUAGUAUUCAUCAUAAUAUUAAUAUUUACUAUCAUCUAUUACGAAUCGAAACUCGCUCAACUUCAAAACUUGAACUUGAAUUUAAACUAUCAAAAUGUUCCAAGAUUAUCACAAUCAUCAUCAUCUGAUCACCCUCCUCAUAAUAAGAAUCCAGAUUGGAUGAUUCCAAAGAAUUUAUUAGUCAUUUAUAAUCGUGUUCCAAAAACGGGUAGCACUAGCUUGAUGGGCAUCGUUUAUGAUCUCUGUGCUCAAAAUCAUUUCAAUGUGGUACAUUUGAAUACGAGCAAAAAUAGCCAUGUGAUGUCAUUGUCGGAUCAGGUACGAUUCAUCUGGAACAUUACCCGGUGGUAUGAAAGGCAACCAUUAUUGAUUCAUGGACAUGUGGCUUUCAUAAAUUUCGACAAAUUUGCCCUUAAUACACCGAAACCAUUGUAUAUAAAUAUGAUUCGACGACCAAUCGAUCGUCUUAUUUCAUACUAUUAUUUUCUACGAUAUGGAGAUAAUUUUCGACCAAAUGUCGUUAGACGACGUCAAGGAAAUAGACGAACAUUUGAUGAAUGUAUUGAACGCAAUGAACAUGAUUGUCGUGUGGAAAAUCUUUGGCUACAAAUACCAUUUUUUUGUGGACAAAAUCCUGAUUGCUGGAAACCUGGCAAUAAAUGGGCAUUGGAACAAGCCAAACGAAAUCUAGUCGAUCAUUAUUUUCUGGUUGGAGUCACCGAAGCGAUGCAUGAUUUUGUUCAAAUUUUAGAAAUAUCAUUACCACACAUGUUUCGUGGUGCAACAUUUCUAUAUGAAAAUGGUAAUAAAUCACAUUUACGAAAAACAUUCAACAAAACACAGCCAUCAUCACGAACGAUAGCAAAAAUUCAACAAUCACGUGUAUGGCAAAUGGAAAAUGAAUUCUAUCAUUUUGCUGUAUAUAAUUUCAAUUCAAUCAAAGAACGAAUUAUGGCAAACAUAAAACCGGCACAACAAUAUAAUGAUAAACUAUAUUAUCAUGAUGGACAACAAUUUUUUUUUGAAAAAAUUCGACCACGAUUAUAA